CAGCUGCGCCGGCUCUUCGUCGCGACGGCCAUCCCCAUGGUGGGCUUCGGGUUCGUGGACAACAGCGUCAUGAUCGCGAGCGGCGAGUUCCUCGAGGUCCAGCUCGGCGCGCUCUUCGCGGUGUCCACGCUCGCGGCCGCGGGGCUUGGCAACCUCGUGAGCGACGUCGUGGGCCUCGGGGCCGGC
Messenger RNA from Aureococcus anophagefferens, 186 nucleotides. RefSeq lists its product as hypothetical. Gene Ontology annotation, cellular component: mitochondrion. NCBI's taxonomy places the organism in Eukaryota, Pelagophyceae, Pelagomonadales, Pelagomonadaceae. The record is from RefSeq and is a predicted model, not a curated record. The transcript has a single exon. The annotation marks the transcript as partial.